CUUUCGCUCGCAUAGUAUUGUCAGUCAUGAGCCUUCGUUUAUCUCGUUUUCGCAUUCUUCCUCGUAUUUGAUGUAAACCGUUCGCCGCACUAGGCACGUAAAGUUGCAAGAACGUGAAUUUACUAAAGGCAAAGUAAAGGAAGAAAGAAAAGAAAUAUUUUUUCCACGAGUUAAACUUUCCGUGCAUACAUUAAACAAAAACAGUGAACUAUUAAUUUCGUUUUACCCACGGUAACGAUAUACCAUAAGACACAAAAUUUCAAUUCGCAUAUUGAAUAUUUUGUUUUUCUUUAUUUGAUUCGUAGUGAGAAUGCUCGGUCAAAUCUAUUGCUAAUUAAAGUGUGUAAAGAAAAUAAAACAGUGCUGCAGUAAUCACAGGCUAUAAGACGGCAGAACUGCAAAAAUAUCGUGUUUGUCGUUCUAGUAUCAGUGAACAGAAUACAGCUGAAUAAGUGCUGGAAUCUGUAAAAGUAUUAAUUAGGGAGCAAUAAAAGCGGCGUGUUGCGGCUGGCGAGAAGUACUUCAUUCCGACUUUGUGGAGACAGUUCAAAGAAGAUAUUGAAGUAGGGAACUAGGCGCACUUGACAGUUUCAACAGGAUUUGCAUCAGUAAACACUUCCUAAAAUUAAUCCAGAGCUAUUGAAACAAAUAGUUGUAUGGUGCUCGGCUGCUAGUCCGUAAGCAAAGAAUAUGAAAUGAAAAUCUGAAGUUCUACCUGCGCCAUACCGAACUUCAAUUACAUUUCAUAUAAAAAGGUUUUAUUUCGAGAGAAAAAUGGAAUCGUCCACAACAAUCAAGAAUCCCAACAAUAAUAAUCACGCGGAUAAUCAUUUGAUUAAUAAUCAACCUCAGCAAGUAACAUCUUUACAAAAUAAUAAUCUUACUGUUUCUGCUCAGCCAUUUACUCCUGCGGCCAACAACAACAAUGGCAAUAAUACAAACAAUAAUAACUUAACUGUUCAACAGUCUAGCAAUGCAAUCGCGCCUGCUCAAUCAUAUACACCCGUUCCGGCAGCCGCCGCAGCUCCCUUACAUAGUGUGGCGGCCACGUCAGCAGGUCAUCCUAUUUACAAUCAAGCAAUGCAUUCACCCAAUAUGUUUGUGCCAGCGCCGGGUGUUCAUCAAGCGGGACCUAUGUAUGCAGCUAUGAUGCCGGCGCAAAUACCCAGCAAUGUUUACGUAAACAAUGUUACAGCAAACGUAAAUUUGCACGGAUGGGCACAUACAGUACCAGCUUAUAUACCUGGUGGAGCACCACAUUACAUUCAGGGUGACAUGCCCCCAGAUCAGAAUCCAUCUGUUCUGCAAGCUAUACCUGGUAUGCCUGUAGCUUUGGCACCGUCGAAUGCUAUUGUUGCUGCCGGUGGAAAUGGCAAUCUCAGUACGCAAAUGGGUACCAUGAGUAGUCGUGGCUCACGUCGCGGACGCGGUCGUGGUGGUAGUGGCGGUUCACGUCGUGGCGAUUACAAUAAUCAACGACAUCCACCACCGGAAGGUAGUCCAGCGCCACAACCGCAAAUGGUACAAACGCAAGAUCAAAUUGGCCAACAACAGUCAUUAACACAACAACAACAAUCGCAACAAAUCGACUCCUCUAACCAAUUAAUGGCUACAGCACCGCCAAGUUAUGCCGCACAACCGCAAUAUGCGCAUCCAUCAGCAUAUGCCGCUUAUCCAUAUCAAGCAUAUUUUGCUGCUCAGAAUCCAAUAUUGCAUCCAGCGCAGGCCGCACAACAAGCCACUGGCACACCUCUGUAUGUUUCGCAUAUGCCAAUGUAUAAUGCACCACCCGUCUAUAACUACAUGGGCAGUCCAUUUGUGUAUCCGCCCGUUAUGAAUCCGCCCGAAUAUCAAUUUUUGCCCGGCGAAGACGGUCAAUGUGAUGAGCGUCAAAAUCCCGAAGGUAUGGUGGCGCCUAUGUGGCAUGCACAACCGAUUUAUGCCGAUGAAUAUGGCAUGAAUCCCGAAAUGCAUAAUGCCGGUGAAGAUAUCAAUCACAACGCCUCUUCCAUGGGCUCUGUUGAUACACCGAGCAUGCUUAGCCCAAACUAUGCAAUAUAUGAUCCACAAAUACACGAGGUGCAACAACAUAUGGGCAUGAUGCAUAUUUAUGAAGACCCUCAAAUUACGCAAAUGACGCAAAUGCCAGGAAUGCACCCAGAAGCACCAGUUGCACAGCUGGAAGAAGAAAUCGUCGAAUGUGUUGCACAACCUGGUGCCAUACAAAUGGUGUCGUCAGGUACAAUGAUUACGGCUGGUUCCAUACAAAUGUCCAACGAAACUCAAAUUAUUCAUCACAGCCAUGCGCAACACCAAUCCCAACACAUUAUACAAAACGCCGUCUUGGAAGUGAAACCACACCACUCAAGCGAGAGCGAAAACGUCAACGUUGAGAACAGCUCCCCAGAUGAAAUUUCCGAGUUGCAAGCCGUUGGCUCUGUGACCAGCCUAACGGAAAUUCACACACACCAGAGCACCGAAAAUAUCGUUGCCGAGGACUAUCAGGCGCAACAACAGCAACAACAACUGCCAUUACCGCAGCAACAACAACAGAUAACCCAGUCACCGCCAAAGCAGCAGCUACAACAGCAGCCAGCUCAAAAACAAGCGUCAGCACAUUUCAAUUCACAAAAUGUUAUUGACAUGCCGCCCGUCGUCGUUGCGGCCACUGAAGUUUAUCAUCACCAUGAUGACAAUGUGCCAAAGGAGGAGGCGACCGAAGUGCCUGUGGCGACAGUGGCCCCAGCAGCAGCACCGCCACCAGCACCAGUAGCUGUCCACGCGGCACCUCAGCAACAACAGCAGCAGCAACAGGCACCAACUGUGGCCGCUGUAGUGGCUGCGCAGCCUGUCGCCACCGCUGUGGCAAGUGUUUCGACUGCCACCAAUGUGCCGACACAACAACAACAGAUACAGACUUCACCGCCUUUGCAGAAGUAUCAUCAUCAGCAACAGCAACAACCACAGCAGCAGCAAACACACCAACAGACACACCCGAAACAUCAACAACAAUCGUAUAAUCGUUAUGAUCAACAACAACAACAUCAUAGCCAACAAUAUCACCAUCAACAGAAUCAUAGUUAUCAAUAUGAACAACGUAGGCCACAGCAAAAUUACAACAAUAAUCAAUCGCGUCGUAAAUACGAUUACAACAAUCAAUCGUACGCGCCGAACAAUAAUAACAAUAACAAUGGCAACAAUAACAACGACACGGCCAUCCAGACUACGAAGACAAUGUCUUGGACUAAUUCGAGUAAAAAGUCUACUGCAUCGGUGGCUGUGACUGCCACACCUAACAGCUACAACAACAGCAACAAUAGUAACAAUCAAAAUAGAACAUAUGGUCAUUCCACCAGGACAUAUACCAAUCAUGGUCAUAAUUAUCAGCAACAAUCGCACUACCACCAACAACAUCAGCAGCAGCAACAACAACACGGUGGCCACUAUAAUCAACCGCAGAUGCGCAAUGCUGGCGGCAUGAAAAUGCCCCCAUCGCCGGUGAGCGGCAACAAUGCACCAUCACAGUUCGGCAACAACAAUGCAAACGAUCGCCGCAACAGCCAAGCCGAGCAGCCGAAAUAUGCGAACCAUGGCAAUAAUAGCUCAUACAACAACUACAACCAAUAUGGCAAUAACAGCGGCAGCAGCGCGACGAACAGCAGCAAUGUGAACAACGCAGGCGCGGCAGCGGCCACAUCCACGGCCAGCACCACAGCAGCGCCGCAACAUUUCCCACAACAACAACAACAUCAGACACAGCAGCAGCAGCAAGUGCAAGCCGCAGCACAACAUCAGCAACAAACAGCUGCGCAAGUGGCGCAAAACCAGCCACAACAACAACAGCAAGCGUUAGUAAUUGACAGCAAACAAUAUCCCGGCUUUACUAGCAGUAAGAAAGCUGCCGCUGCAGCUGCAGCCGCCACCACUGCCGCUGCUGCUGCCACCACAAUGCCAAUCAUGAAUUUGGCGCCACCAAUCACCGCCAACACUAACACUACCGCGCCCAGCACACAAUCCUGGGCCAGUCUAUUCAACGAUACCAACAACGCCAACGUGCAGUCCACAAGUGCCAGUGGUGCUCAGUCAAGCAGCAACAACAGCAACACAAAUGCCAGCAUACAGAAUAGCAACUCCUCACCUGCGUUGCCGCCACCAUUUUCAUCGAAAAAACCAGUUGCCAAAGUAGCGCCUUAUGAAUGCGUUGUUCCCGCGCCGGUGAAUCCCACACCGCCCGUGGUAUUGCCAGGCGCUAUGUCCUACUCGGCUGCCUCCGCGCAGGGCAUCCCACCACAAGCACCGAGCGCAGCAAAGGCACUCGUCAAACCCGAACCACCAACGCCGACUGUGCGCGCCAAUCUAGACGAAUAUACGCUGAAAUUCGCCGAUUUCCUCACAAAGUCAAAAACCGAUCUGUCCACAGUUAGCCUGCGUCCACGCGGUCUCACCAAUCCCUCGAACUACUGUUACAUUAAUUCCAUUCUGCAAGCGCUGUUAGGCUGCGCGCCAUUCUACAAUCUGAUACGCUCCAUACCCAAGCAGGCGGCGGCUUUGUCCGAAGUACGCACGCCCACUGUCAAUGCGCUCAUUUCCUUUGUAUCGCAAUUUUCCACACUACCAUCUGGUAUGCGCUUGCGCACCAAUAAAGGUCCCAAAGGCAAAGACGACUUGGGCAGCGAACUGCAAUGCGAUUCGGCCUUUGAACCCAGUGACAUUUAUCGCUUAUGGAUCGAUAGCCGUGAGGAGUAUGUCGAGGGGCGUCAAGAAGACGCUGAGGAGUUCUUGAGCUAUGUGCUCAACAAGCUGAAUGAUGAAAUGUUGGAGGUUAUAAAAUUAGUCGCCAAACCAAAUGCUGAACAAAAUGGACGCAAUGAAGUUUCAGAAAGUGAGGAUGGCGAUGAGUGGCAGAUGAUCUGCAAUAACCGCAAUAAAGGCAGCGUCACACGCCAACAAGAUUUCGGACGUACUCCACUGAGCGAUAUAUUCCGUGGUGAGUUGCGUUCGCGACUGCAACGCGAAGGAGAACACUCCACCGAUGACAUACAACCAUUCUUCACAUUACAACUCAACAUUGAGAAAGCCGCAUCGGUAAAGGAGGCACUCGAAAUACUGGUCGGACGCGAUCAGCUUGAGGGUGUCACCGGCAGCAAGACCAAGCAAGAGGUGGUAGCUUGGCAGCAAAUGACAUUGGAGAAGUUGCCAACAAUCUUGAUUUUGCACUUGAAAUGGUUCGAUUACCGCUCGGAUGGCUGUACGAAGAUACUGAAGAAAGUCGAAUUCCCAGUUGAUCUGAAGAUCGACGCAAAAAUACUCGCCUCCAAGAAGUACUCGAUGAAACAGCGCGCCUAUCGCCUAUUCGCCGUUGUCUAUCAUGACGGCAAAGAGGCGACCAAGGGCCACUACAUCACCGACGUCUAUCACACGGGCUACAGCAGCUGGCUGCGUUACAAUGAUAGCUCCGUGAAGCCGGUUAGCGAGAAUGAGGUUCUCUACCCGAAAACACCACGCGUGCCUUACCUAUUAUAUUACAGGCGUUGCGACACAAUGCCACAGCAGAACAACUCAACGACCGGUGGCCAAGCUAAUGCGCACACAAAUGCGGCUGGUAAUCAUGGUGGCCGCGAUCGUGAUGGCAACAAGUAAAUGGGCAUGCGCGCAGUGCGUAAGGCGUGUCAAACACGCCUACGAGUCAGUACAUACUAGGAAGUGGCCAAGCCAUAAUCCGAGCACGCAUGCGCCAUGCGACAAUAUGGAGUAUACAAACACACAACAACAACAACAACUAUUACAGUAAUAGCAACGAUCAGUCGCCGGUGGAGAGUAUAUACACUAUUACGUACAAAAAUGCAACAGGCAACGGUUUAUAGCGACAAACCAUUAAAUCGUAAGCCAACCGCUAGCAAAAAUAGUUCCAAGUAGAACACCAUGUAAUAUACACAUUCAUAUAUACAUACGUAAAGGAAUAUAUAUAUUUUUUAAGUUUAUGAUAGAUAUUACGCAUGCAGUUAGGGCUAGCACUUGAAAAAUUAUAAACGCACGUAAAUAUUAGGUUUUUCAGCAUUAAUCUUAUUUGCAUAAUAUUAAAACAAGAAAACGAUUGUUGCCUUUGAACAAAAAUUGUAUGGGUGAAUGUUGGUGGUAUGCGGGACAUCGAGAGAAAGAGUGUAGUGAGCGCCUGCGUGACUGCUUUUUAGCGAGUUUUGGUUGCUUGCGACGCGUGCAGGUGUGGAUUUUGUGAAAGCUGAGCACGUCUGGAGCGCAGCUCGUGAAGAGUACCCGUAGGAGGCAAAGUGUACCAUGUGUGGUGGCAUAUAUAAUAUAUAUAUACAUAUAGUAGUAGUUUAAUGUAGACAAAAACUGAGCGCAUAUAAAUCGUGUAAAUAAACUAGGAUCAUGUACAAAUUACAUAUAUAAAAAUAUUAGUUAAAUAAAACCGCUGCACACAUGUAUACAAAACUCUAUAGAAGAAAAACAAACUACAAAAAAACAUUGCAAAUAAAAAAUAGUGGUUUUGGAAUUGAAUUAUUUCCAUUAUCAAAUAAUAAAUGAUGAAUAGCAAAAACAAAAACAACAACUGUAACAACAACGAAAUAAGUCAUAAAACAGUUUGUGAAGUUGAAAAUGUAAUGAAAUGAAUUAUGUCUGCUUUGUAAAUAUAAAAAUGAAUAAAUAUGCAAUAAAUGCCGCGGCGCUUUCAGCAUCAUUGAAAUGUUUGAGUGCACAUUGGACCAAGUAAAUACGUAUGAAAUGUAUACAGCAAUGAAGAUCAAUUUAGUUUAGUUCUGUAGUGUAGCGUGUGGAACUCAUUGAGUGGAAGCAAAAAUAUUAAAGUAGUUAAAAUACAUUGCCUUUUUUCUACAGAAAAUAAAAAUGUCAACAAAUGAAAUCUAAAACAAAAA
This is a messenger RNA of Bactrocera latifrons, 6896 nucleotides long. RefSeq names its product homeobox protein 5 (gene Usp10). Gene Ontology annotation, biological process: regulation of autophagy; protein deubiquitination; DNA damage response, signal transduction by p53 class mediator. NCBI's taxonomy places the organism in Eukaryota, Metazoa, Arthropoda, Insecta, Diptera, Tephritidae. The transcript is spliced from 10 exons. Gene Ontology annotation, cellular component: cytosol; nucleus. Gene Ontology annotation, molecular function: cysteine-type endopeptidase activity; cysteine-type deubiquitinase activity. The record is from RefSeq and is a predicted model, not a curated record. The coding region runs from base 775 to 5640 and encodes 1621 amino acids.